AUGGCCAAGAUAGAGGUAGAGGCCCCGAAAAAGCCACAUUUUUGCCCCUGGCCCGAUUGCCACAAGACGUUCACUCGAUCUGCUCAUCUCGCACGUCAUAUCCGGUCCCAUGGCGGCGAAAAGCCUUAUACGUGCCCUCAUGAGGGCUGUGGAAAACAAUUUUCGCGCUCAGAUGUUUUAAAAGAGCAUAUUCGAACCCAC
Lobosporangium transversale is the source of this 201-nucleotide messenger RNA. RefSeq lists its product as hypothetical. Lineage: Eukaryota; Fungi; Mortierellomycota; Mortierellomycetes; Mortierellales; Mortierellaceae. The annotation marks the transcript as partial. The record is from RefSeq and is a predicted model, not a curated record. Gene Ontology annotation, cellular component: nucleus. Gene Ontology annotation, biological process: regulation of transcription by RNA polymerase II. Gene Ontology annotation, molecular function: RNA polymerase II cis-regulatory region sequence-specific DNA binding; DNA-binding transcription factor activity, RNA polymerase II-specific. The transcript has a single exon.